Molecule: messenger RNA, 1538 nt
Organism: Pipistrellus kuhlii (Kuhl's pipistrelle)
Lineage: Eukaryota; Metazoa; Chordata; Mammalia; Chiroptera; Vespertilionidae
Gene: TERB2
Product: telomere repeat binding bouquet formation protein 2
Exons: 6
Coding region: 495-1271 (258 amino acids)
Biological process (GO): meiotic attachment of telomere to nuclear envelope; homologous chromosome pairing at meiosis
Cellular component (GO): nuclear inner membrane
Source: RefSeq, a predicted model, not a curated record
AAAAAAAGACACAGGGUGUAUAAUAACUGCAGAGAGAAUAGUCACUAGUACUGUAAUAACUUCAUACGGCGACAGAAGUUAACUAGACUUAUGGGAAUAAUCACAUUGUAAUAUGCAUAAAUAUCGAAUCACUAAAACUAUUAUUGCAAGUCAAUUAUAUUUCCAUUAAAAUUUUUGCUUGAUGCUACAGGACCUGCACUCAUGCCUGUACAACAGGGCACACUAAUUUUGUUAGUAUGCACUUUGGGUUUAAAACUCACAAAUGUGAUACUGACCCCUUCCCGCUGAAAGAGGGGAAGCCGAGCGUCCUGCCCACAGUCCUAGGAGUUGGUUUGCUCCGUCUGGUAGCAGCGGGAUCCUUCUUCCUCCUGCCCCUCGGCUUUUCCCGCCCUUUCCCCCGAGAACCAAUCACCGAGCCCGGCUGUGGAGCCAGGACCAAUCAGCGAUCUCUGCUACGGUUCCCUCGCCCACCGCCUUACCCGCAAGGCGGCGCCAUGUUUCAAGGGCAGCGGGGCUGGUUCUGCCGCAGCGUCAGCGGGAACCUGAGGCAGUUCUGGGGUAGGAAGCUGGGGAAAGGGUGGGUGAGGGGGUGGAGGUGGCACCCCUCCCACUCGUGUGCCUUGGCCCCAGGGUCCUUGCUGGCUUACCCGCCCUUCGCUCUUGCCUUCGCAGUGUCCGAAGGGGGGGCGAUCAGUGACCCGAGGGCCGCCGACUUCCUGUUCAGCUGCGACGCCUCGCACCCGGACACGAUGAGAAUAUAUCAGAGCCUCGAUUACAUAGAUGAUAAUGCUACCGUUUUUCAUGCCUACUAUCUCUCUGCAGUAGCUAAUGCUGAAAUUAAAAAUUCAGUGGCUCUAGGUCAUUUCGUUCUUCCUCCUGCAUGCCUGCAAGAAGAAAUAAGAAGAAAACUUGGUAGUUUUAUUUGGGAACAAGACCAACAUUUUCUGAGAGAAAAGCAUGAUGAAGUAAUGUCAAAUGAAAGAAACAUCCUUAAGGAAAACUGUGAACUGGCCACAGAUCACAAAAAAGAAUUAUCCAAAAGCACAAAAAAGCAUUUUAUAAGGACUCCAGUUGUAGAAAAGCAGAUGUACUGCCCUCUUCAGAAUUAUCCAGUGAACAACAUGGUAACAGGCUAUAUAUCAAUUGAUGCCAUGAAGAAAUUCGUUGGGGAGCUACAUGACUUUAUUCCUGGAAGUUCAGGAUAUUUGGCAUACCAUGUUCAAAAUGAAAUUAAUAUGUCUACCAUAAAAAACAAAUUGAAGAGGAAAUAAGUUGUCCUUGUAUCUGGGCAUUUAUUUUCUAUAAAAUAUUAUCAAAGAUGGGCAUGAUUUUAAGUUCUCCCAUUUGGGACAGGGGUAUGAGGAAAUGGGGAUGAUUUCUUUUCUUUCUGUCUCAAAAAUGUAUCUUUAGAAAAUUCAAAAUCUUUUUGGCUUUGUAUUUUGACAUUUGGGCUGGACUGUUUCCCCAGCUUGUAACAUAUGCCCACAGAUACUGAGUGUACAGUUGUUUGGUGUUAUUGUCAUUGAAACAUAGUUUAU